AUAUUAAUAGUUGCAACUGAAUGUAAGACUAACCUCUUUGUUUCUUAUAGAUAAAUAGUCAAUGACAUUGUUGAAUAAUUUCAAAUUUUUUUUUUUGUAUAUAAUAAUUCAUCAAGUAUAUUUAAACUAGUUGAAUUUAAUGCGGUAACGUGUAAUCAGAAAAAAAUACGAAUUGCACGAUAGAACAAAGGUGAAACGUAUAAAUAAAAAUCACUAAACAUUUAAGAAAUAUGAAUCGUAAUUUUGUGAAAGUUGAAAAAUUAUUUAAAUAUAUUCAAUGAAUAUGUAUUUAAGAUUAUAUCAUUUCAAAUUUUAUGAUACAAUGAAGCUGAAUUGAUAAAAAAAGAAAUGCAAACAAAAUUAAAGAUGUUUUUUUGUAAAAUGAAAUUGUUUGAUUAAAGAUUGUUUAUGUUUUUUAUAUAUUCAUUUUUAAAUUUGUUUCUGAAUUGUUUUUUCUUUCUUUAUUCAUUUAUAUUAAUAAUCAUGUCAAAACCUGAUAUGCCAAAACUUGUGACUGCACUUUUUUCCUUUAAAGGAAAAAAUAAUGAUGAAUUAUGUUUUAAAAAAGGAGAUGUAAUAACAAUAACACAAACAGAUGAAGAAGGCUGGUGGGAAGGCACAUUGCAUGACAAAACUGGCUGGUUUCCAUCUAAUUAUGUCAAAGAAUGUAGAGUUUCAGAAAACAAUAUUUCAACUAUGAAGACUUCUCCUGAAAAAAUUCUGCAAGAAUCCCCUGUGCAUCAAAAAUUAAAUCGAGAUAUUGUAUUAAAGGAUUUAAUAGAUUCUGAAAGAGUGAAUGUAGCAGAAUUGCAGGGUUUAAUAAACAAUUUUUUACAUCCCCUAGAAUCUGCUAAUAUAUUAGAAAAAGAAGAAUAUAAACAACUUUUAGGUAAUAUACAUGAAGUUCUUGAAAUACAUCAACGAUUAUUAUCUAACUUGGAAACAACUGUGACACAAGAUUGCGUUUUGAGAGUUGGAAAUCUGUUUCUAACAUUAGCACCAAAAUUAAAAUCUAUUCAUAUAACAUAUUGUGAAAAUCAUCCACAGGCUGUAUGUAUUUUAGACCAAUAUAGAGAUGAAUUGAAUGAUUUCAUGGAACAUAAUGGAGCAAUAUCACCGGGUAUAUUAGUAUUAACAACUAGUUUAAGUAAACCUUUUCGAAGAUUGGACAAAUAUUCUGCUAUGCUUCAAGAAUUGGAAAGGUAUACAGAAAAGAAUCAUCCUGAUAGAGGCGACACUCAGCGCAGUAUAGCUGUAUAUAGAGAAAUAGCUGAUCAAUGUGUAUCUAUACGAAAACAACGUGAAUUAGCACUUCAAGUUUUAACUAGUGGUAUUAAAGGAUGGGAGGGAGAAGAAUUAAAUUCUCUUGGAGAAAUUCUUUAUGUUGGCUCAGUCACUUUGGCAAAUGGAACUACAAGUCUAGAUCGUCGAGAUAGAUAUUUUGUUCUUUUUCCAACAACUCUUUUAGUUCUCAGUAUCAGUCCAAGAAUGAGUUCUUUUGUUUAUGAAGGAAAACUUCCAUUAACGGGUAUUACCAUUAUUCAAAUAGAAGAUACAGAUGAAAUAAGAAAUACUUUUGAAAUUACAGGACCAAUGAUUGAGAAUAUACUCGUAUUUUGUGCUACUAAAGAAGAUCAACAGCGUUGGAUUAAACUUUUAAUACAAGAACAAACAACAAAUAAUAGUCUUGUAAAAUCAUCAAUGACAUCACGCAUUUGCAGCCAACAAAAUGGGAAACAACAACAACAGCAACAACAACAGCAGCAUCAGCAGCAGCAACAACAACAACAACAACAUCAUCAUCAUCAUCAUCAUCAUCAUCAUCAUCAUCAUCACAGAUCAAUCAUGGAAUAUUGUUCCACCUUAGGAAUUAGAACACCUUGGAGUAUUGCUUCAUUACGACCAGCACCUCCUUCCUAUACUUUUAAAAUAUUUAAUAAAACUGACAUCAAUUUGGAUUUAUCUUCACCACGCUUAUGUAAUGAAAGACAAUUUGAAGAAGAUGCAAUUAUAUUAAAAGUGAUUGAGGCAUACUGUCUUUCUGUAAAUGCUAGAUUCACUAUGCAUUCUGGAGAAUCAACUUCAAUGUUGGAAUAUGAUUCACAUAAAAUGCAAGAAAAAGUUUCCUUAAUGAAUAAUUGUAAAAAUUGGGAUUUUUGUACUAAUCGGAUAUUAUCAGAAACAGUUAGGACAUUGAAAAAUCAAAUGACAGAUUUACAAUCACAAAUGUCAUUAUUGACAAAACAAUUAGAUGAAGAAAGGCGAUCAAGACUUUUUUUAGCUGCUACAAUAAAGCGUAGUAUUGGUAUAAUGGACAGAUCGGUAUCUUAAAUACUUAUUUAUUGAUGUUUAUUUUUAUUAUGUUUAUAUUUUUUAAUGUGACAUAAUAGGAAUGUUUUUUCUAUAAAAUGUUUGUAACUUUAUUAUUUGUAAGAAAAAAUAUAGACAUAAAUAAUUGAACUAUUUGAUAUAAUGCAAUUUUUGAAAUUUUCAUUCAUUGUAUAGAUAUAUAUGUUUUCAUGAAAAUUACAAAUAUAUUUGUUAUGAAUGAAUUAAA
Apis dorsata (giant honeybee) is the source of this 2557-nucleotide messenger RNA. It is a transcript of the gene RtGEF, whose product is annotated as rho guanine nucleotide exchange factor 7. The record is from RefSeq and is a predicted model, not a curated record. Gene Ontology annotation, molecular function: protein binding; guanyl-nucleotide exchange factor activity. NCBI's taxonomy places the organism in Eukaryota, Metazoa, Arthropoda, Insecta, Hymenoptera, Apidae. Bases 409 to 2331 code for a protein of 640 amino acids. The transcript is spliced from 12 exons.